Salvelinus fontinalis (brook trout) is the source of this 949-nucleotide messenger RNA. Its product is annotated as transcription factor BTF3 homolog 4-like. The transcript has 6 exons. The record is from RefSeq and is a predicted model, not a curated record. Bases 143 to 622 code for a protein of 159 amino acids. NCBI's taxonomy places the organism in Eukaryota, Metazoa, Chordata, Actinopteri, Salmoniformes, Salmonidae.
CGAAGAAGAAGAAAUGGGUCAGUCGAAGACGACGGAUUGGAUGAUGAGUUCGAAUCAAGCAGCGCGUCGGGCAAAGUUUCUGAAGAUUAAUGUUAUGAAUGGACAACAGUAGUAUCGAAAACUGGAACAAAAAGGUAGAAACAUGAACCAAGAAAAAUUAGCAAAACUUCAAGCCCAGGUCCGGAUAGGAGGAAAGGGCUCGGCACGUAGGAAGAAGAAGGUCGUACACAGAACGGCAACAGCCGACGACAAAAAACUUCAGAGUUCGUUAAAGAAAUUAGCUGUCAACAACAUUGCUGGUAUUGAAGAGGUAAACAUGAUCAAGGAUGACGGCUCAGUGAUCCACUUCAACAACCCCAAAGUGCAGGCGUCUCUGUCGGCCAACACAUUCGCUAUCACCGGCCAUGCCGAGACCAAGCAGCUCACGGAGAUGCUGCCGGGCAUCCUCAGCCAGCUGGGCGCCGACAGCCUCACCAGCCUGCGCAAACUAGCAGAGCAGUUCCCUCGACAAGUACUUGACAGCAAAACCCCUAAAGCAGAAGAUAUUGAAGAAGAAGAAGAUGACGAUGUCCCAGACCUGGUGGAGAAUUUUGACGAAGCAUCAAAGAAUGAGGCAAACUGAUUGAUCUUCCCCUUGAGACCCCAUACAAGGAUUGGAACUGCAAUUAAGAAACUAAGGCGGCUUCUACGAUCUUUUAACUUCUAGCUACGAAGACAUAUCAUUUCAAACACUAUACCGUCAACCAGAGACUUGUGUAUUUUGAAAUGUCCCAAGGAUGCAGUCCCUAUCAGACUUGCUUGCUCAUUUCAACUCCCAACACAUUGGUCAACGGUUCAGUACUUUUCACCACAUUGUUAGUCUUGAUCAGGAUUGCGGUGGUCAUUAAUUAAAGCUAGUCUUAAUAAUUUUGUUUGUUUUUACGAAACAAAAUAAAGGUGAUUAACAUUU